Messenger RNA from Penicillium psychrosexuale, 816 nucleotides. RefSeq names its product CCDC12/cwf18 family protein. The coding region runs from base 1 to 816 and encodes 271 amino acids. Gene Ontology annotation, cellular component: post-mRNA release spliceosomal complex; U2-type spliceosomal complex. The record is from RefSeq and is a predicted model, not a curated record. The transcript has a single exon. Lineage: Eukaryota; Fungi; Ascomycota; Eurotiomycetes; Eurotiales; Aspergillaceae.
AUGCCGGACAGAAAGUUGAAUUCCGCCAUUCCGCCCGAUUUUGCCGUGGCUAGUGUUGUGGCGCACCACAUCUACUUUUAUCGCUCCAUCAUCUUCAACUUCGAAGCAGCGGAGGAGCUUGGGAAUUUCUUCCGGUCACUUCAAUCACUAUACUUUCCAGUCCCCAAAGCCCAGAUAUCCCAUUCAUCCUCAGUUCAACCAUCACUCGAAAACAUGUCGUCAAACCAUGCCAGUCUUGAUGCGGCAUCCACCGACCGCAAAGCCCGCCUCGCCAAGCUCGCAGCUCUGAAGCGCAAGCAACCUGAAGAAGACACAAAUGAGGCCAGUGCAGAAGACCAGGAGCUGCCCGACGCCGAUUCCACGCCAGAUGUGAGCACAAAAUACCUAUCCGGCCGCAACUACGACCCCGAGACUCGCGGGCCUAAACUGGGCUUCGAGCAUGGCCCGCAAGAGGGCCAGGUGACGCUGGAAGCACAGGCGGCUAAAAUUGCAAGAGCCACAGCGGAACAAGCCAAGAAGGACGCGGAUGCCGACGAACCCAUUGAUCUGUUCAAACUACAACCUAAGAAACCCAACUGGGACUUGAAGCGCGAUCUCAACGAAAAGCUCAAGAUUCUUGAUGUACGGAUGGGAAAUUCAAUUGCACGGAUGUUGCGGCAGCGGUUAGAGGACGCGCAGCGUGAUGCGAAGGCGCGUGGGCCUAAGUCUAACGGAGACGAGCAGGGGGAGGAAGUGGGCAUGGAGGGUGAAGCGCUCGUUGAGGGCAUCCAUAUGCGCGAACGAGAGGAAGCGAAGAGCGACGAAGAAACGAUUUGA